This is a messenger RNA of Nicotiana tabacum (common tobacco), 1041 nucleotides long. Its product is annotated as FAD-linked sulfhydryl oxidase ERV1-like. The record is from RefSeq and is a predicted model, not a curated record. Lineage: Eukaryota; Viridiplantae; Streptophyta; Magnoliopsida; Solanales; Solanaceae. Gene Ontology annotation, molecular function: flavin adenine dinucleotide binding; flavin-dependent sulfhydryl oxidase activity. Gene Ontology annotation, cellular component: mitochondrion.
AGUGUGUAGUGUGUACUCUGUGUUAUUGUCGCAAAUUCCAAAAAGUUUGGGUAAUAAUAAAACGAAUCACCGCGCGAAACGCUUUUGGAACAUUCUCAAUCAAAGACUCAACUCCUCCAAAUGUCUGAAAAUCCAUUGCAGCUUCUGUUCAAAACUUACGAGAAAGUAUCAAACUCUAUCCAAAGCCAGCUUGCUCAUUUCAUAUCUGUCCCAAAACCUCCUUCAUCUCAUAAUGAUGACCACUCCUUCUCUUUGGUGCUCUCUUCAUCUUCUUCCACGAAUCUACCUCCUUCAAAAUCUCCAACUUCUCAACAUUCUGAAUUGCCCAAGCAGGAGAAAAAUGCUGGCCCAGUGACUAAAGAAGAUCUUGGAAGAGCUACUUGGACUUUUCUUCACACUCUUGGAGCUCAGUAUCCAGACAAGCCAACCAGACAACAAAAGAGGGAUGUGAAAGAACUGAUGGCAAUAUUAUCUCGCAUGUACCCUUGCAAAGAAUGUGCAGAUCACUUCAAAGAAGUUCUAAGAGCAAAUCCUGUACAAGCUGGAUCUCAAGCUGAAUUUUCACAAUGGUUAUGUUACAUGCACAAUGUGGUAAAUAGAAGUUUGAACAAGCCUAUAUUUCCAUGUGAUCGAGUUGAUGCACGAUGGGGCAAGCUUGACUGUGAACAACGUGCAUGUGAUUUGCAAGGGACUGAUAAAUUUUGGCCAUGAGGUACCGUGAAGCUCUUAUAUUAGGAACAGCAUAUACAGAAACCAUAAUCCAGAAUUUGUUGUCUCAUUCACACCAUCAAUCCAAGGAAACAAGAUACAGAUUUUGCUAGCUACACUUAAAGUGCAUUCAGUUAGUAUUAUGUAUCUUUCCAUUGAUGACUUGAAGUUGCAACCCUUUCUGAGGUGAAGCUCUGUUCACAGGGAAUUGUAUAGUUAUUCUACAACGCAAAGUGGCAUCUGUAACUAUAUUCUUGAGUGCUGAUUAUAAACCAUUGAAAGCCUGGAACAAACUCCAGUUGUGUGAAUGAACUUAUUAUGUUUUAUUUGGAA